GUCAGGUCAGAAGGACGAGUGUAUUUUCUACUGGGGAUCAGCGCCAGGUUGGUCUCUUUCAUUCACCCUACCAAGGCACUUUAUCCGCGCUACAGCUGUGAGUCGAAGAUCGAUUGAUCACCACUCUGCCCUUCAAUAUUUCUACUUCCAGCGCCGCCAUUUCGACCCGUCCAUCCUUGAUCUGUAUUUUUUUCGCCAUACCACAUCUUGAAAGCACAGAAACCGAUCAAAUAUCUAAUCCAACCGGUUGCCUUGCUACGGACGACAUUCCUUUGACCUAGAAAAACGCCACUACUAUGUCUCGUUUUUUCCGUGCUGGUGAGAGCGACUCUGACGACACCGAGUCUGAUUACUCUGAGGAGCUUACUGCCUCUGAGUCCGAGGAUCACUCUGAUUCUGAUUCGGAUGGUUCCUCGUCCGAUGACGAUCAGCCUGGCAGGAAGGCCCCUCAGGGUCGCCUGUUCGGUGUAGGCUCAGAUGACUCCGAUAGCGACGAGGAUGUAGUCCGCGUCGUGCGUUCGGCAAAGGACAAGCGCUUUGAAGAGAUUGAGAUGGCUGUGAACGCCAUGGCGAACGGCCAAAAGAUCAACGACUGGGUUUCAGUUCAGAACGAAUUCGAUCGUGCCAACAAGGCCCUUCAGAAGGCCGCCGGCAUCAUUGCCCAAACCAGCGUCCCCAAGUUCUAUAUCAAGGCUGUGGCUGAGGUUGAAAAGGCGAUUGCGGGCGCAUUGGAGAAGGAAAAGUCGGCUUCUAAGAAGAUGAAUGCCUCCAAUGCCAAGGCGUUGAACUCAAUGAAGCAGAAGGUCAAAAAGAACAACCGUGUGUACGAGAAGGAGAUCCAGGAGUACGAGAAGGACCCCGAAAACUACGACGUUGAGGAGGAGGUUGUUGAGGUUAAGCCCAAGACCAAGAAGCCCAAGAAGGUUAUUCUUUCCGAGUCAGAGGGUGAAGAGGAAGAUGGUGAACCCGUCGAUGAUGGAUUCACUCCUGUUGGCGCUGGCGGAAAGACGGUUGAGUUCACCCAGGAUAAUUUGUUUAAGAAGCUGCGGGAAGUCAUCGACGCUCGUGGAAAAAAGAACACCAACCGCGAGGAGCAGGUCCGAAUUCUGGAGCGAUUGCUUGUUGUCGCAAACACGCCCUAUCAGAAGAUUCGUGUUCUUUUGAACCUGAUUUCUGCCCAGUUCGAUUUCGCGGUUGGUCUCUCGGGAUACAUGAACAUUCCUCUUUGGAAGAACGCUGAAAAGUACCUCAACAGCCUUCUGACCAUCUUGGAGUCAAACCCCGACUAUGUUGUCAAGGAAAAUGCUCCAGAAGAGGAUGACGAUGAGAAGGAUCGUGCUCCUGAAAAUGGUCAGACUGUGUUCAUUCAAGGAUCAAUUGUGGCCUUUGUCGACCGCCUGGACGAUGAGUUCACAAAGUCUCUCCAGAACAUCGACCCUCACACCACGGAUUACGUUGAACGCCUCAAGGACGAAGUCGGUCUGUACGCUGUUAUUGUUCGGUCCAGCGCCUACUUCGAGAAACUUGAGCUCACGGAUGCCAUUUGCCGCACCACCAUGAGACGCUUGGAGCACUUGUACUUCAAGCCUGAAGUUGUCAUUCUCGCUGUCGAGAAUGCGACCUCUGCACUGUUGCCUACGAGCAUCGCCAAGCCCAUCGAAGACUCCUCCAAUCUGAUCCAUGACCUCUGCGUAUUUUUGUACAAGAACGCCAACUCUUUGCAGAGAACUCGCGCCAUGCUCUGCCAUAUCUACCACCACGCCCUUCACAAUCGCUUCUUUGUCGCUCGCGAUAUGCUCCUCAUGUCCCAUCUGCAGGAAACCAUUCACCAAGCCGACAUCACCACCCAGAUUUUGCACAAUCGUACCAUGGUUCAACUUGGUCUUUGUGCUUUCCGGGAGGGAAUGAUUAAGGAGGCACAGACUUGCUUGCAGGACAUUUCUGGAACUGGUCGCGUCAAGGAAUUGUUGGCCCAGGGUCUCCAGGCUCAGCGUUACGGAGCCGUUUCACCUGAGCAGGAGAAGCUAGAGCGCCAACGCCAGCUUCCCUUCCACAUGCACAUCAACCUCGAGCUCUUGGAGUGCGUCUACUUGACGUGCUCUAUGCUUUUGGAGAUCCCUGCCAUGGCCGCUGCUGGAAGCAACCCCGAUGGCCGCAAGAGGGUCAUUUCCAAGCCCUUCCGUCGCAUGCUUGACUACAACUCUCGCCAGGUCUUCUCCGGACCACCCGAGAAUACUCGUGACCACAUCAUGGGGGCUGCCAAGGCUCUGGCUGGCGGCGAGUGGCAAAAGUCGAUCGAACUUAUCAAUGCGAUCAAGAUCUGGGAGCUCAUGCCUUUAGCGGACAAGAUCAAGGAGAUGUUGGGCCGUAAGAUGCAAGAGGAGGGUCUUCGUACAUACUUGUUUGCGAACGCCUCAUACUACUCUUCAGUUGGGCUUGAGCAGCUCGCCAAGAUGUUUGAGCUCCCAUUGGCGACUGUUGUCUCGAUUGUGUCGAAGAUGGUCUGGAACGAGGAAUUGUCGGCCAGCAUUGACCAGGUCAGUAACGUGGUGGUCCUGCACCAUGUCGAGGCAACAAGGCUGCAGUCGCUUGCCCUUGCGUUUGCUGAGAAGGCUGCAGGAUUUGUUGAGGGCAACGAAAAACUGCUGGAGUCGAAGACACCUCAACAGGGAGAGCGCCCCAAGAAGGGACCCAAUGCGAACAAAGAUCAGGCCUCUGGCAAGCAGCAGCAGCAGCGCACGAUGGGACCCCGUGGUCAUCGUGGUGGACGUAACCAAUUCAACAACGGACUCGGCAACAGCGUGAGGGGCGGUCGCAAGUAGAAACAAGGAUAUCUCGCAUACAUUUUUCUUCGUUCAAUAAAAGUUUUAACCC
Molecule: messenger RNA, 2874 nt
Organism: Gamsiella multidivaricata
Lineage: Eukaryota; Fungi; Mortierellomycota; Mortierellomycetes; Mortierellales; Mortierellaceae
Product: eukaryotic translation initiation factor 3 subunit 8
Exons: 5
Coding region: 297-2822 (841 amino acids)
Biological process (GO): translational initiation
Cellular component (GO): eukaryotic translation initiation factor 3 complex
Molecular function (GO): translation initiation factor activity; translation initiation factor binding; RNA binding
Source: RefSeq, a predicted model, not a curated record